GCUGGCGGCGUCGCCCAGCUAGCAUCGGCUCUGAAGACGGUCGCGGAGUCCAUUGGCACGCUGAAGUUCGCCAAUGGAGACGCCAUCGCAAAGCAGCUCGCGGGCGUCGCGGAUGCGCUCCAGGAGGCGCCGGAGACGCAGACCAAGUCGCGCGCUGCGCGCUUGGCUGAGGCGGCGAAAGAGCUCGAGUACGCCAACAAGCAGUACGAGUGGGCGUUCGAGCAGGCGGAGAUAGCACAGCAGAAAGCCGAGAAGGCCAAGGCCGCCCCGGAGGAGAGAGCGGACGCGGUCGUGAAGGCUCGGCGCGAGAUCGAGGAGAUGCAGCAGGGGGGCAAGCCGAACACCAGCCAGCGCAGCAUCUUGGAGCAGGUUCUCGACGCGGACGCGGACCUGCUCUCGCCGGGCGACGUGCAGAUCGCCGAAGUGGAGCAGGUUUUCGCGCGCUCGGGCGACCUGGGCGAGCGGGGUCGCACGGCGGUCGACGACGCUAAGCGCCGGGUGCUAGGGCAGCUGCAGAGGGGCGCCGGGGGGUUCGCGGGCCAGCUGAAGCAACGCCUCCAAGCGGCAAAGCUGAAGGCGGAGCAGGAGAGAGCCGAGAUCCAGCAGGCCUGCAGGAAGAGGAAGCGCCGCAUCUUCUGCGCCAACAUCGCGCGGUGGGGCCCGACGGUCUUGAGCUGGCUUCGCCGAGAUGGAGCGCGGCAGCUGGGCGACGUCUACGCUUUGCAGGGGGCCCGCCUGGCCCACCGCGAGCGCGACAGCACAGUGCGCAAGCUGCAGAAGGCGGGCUUCUCAGCAGUGUUCGCGGCAGCGCGGGCAAGCGACAGGGGCCAGACGGGCGCUUGCGGAGGCGCUGGGGUCCUCGUCAAGGGCUGCCUCAAGGCGACGUCGCAUCGUCACUCUGCGCAUGCGUGGUUCCUCAUCAUCUUCAUCUACUUGGGCCCGUCCCACCCCGCCGCCAGCGGCGAGAACCCCGGGAAGUUAACGGCGCUGGCGGCGUUCCUCAGCGUUGUGCGCGCACCGUGGGUUCUCUGCGGCGGCUUCAACAGGCCAUGUGAAGACAUGGUGAAGUCAGGGUGGACAACCGCCCUCGGUCCAACAGCUUACGUCGGGCUCGACACCGACCAGCGCACCUGCUUCCUCGGCGACGCCCCGCCCUCCAACAUCGACUACGCGUUGGUCAGCGACGGCGGUCAACGACUCGUUCGAGGAAUCCAACUAGUGCGCGACGUACCUUGGCCGCCACACAUCGGGCUCGACAUCGCCAUCAGAGCAGACGUGGGCUCCAACCGCAGCCGUACGAUGGACGAAACCGGUGGCGCCCCCCUCGGCUCCGUGGUCGACGGCCUCAGCGAGUUCGCCCUGCGCCGCGACGCACAACUACCCCAACGCCGCAACUGCGACGCCCGCAACGUGGACUACCUCCAAGGCGCCGCCGAGGAUCGAAGGGCCGAGGUCAGCAGCAUGGAGAGCACCACCGUGGGGCCCAAUUCGGAGUUGAACGAUGUCAUGGACUGCGCGGGCGCUCGAAAGGCGCUGCAGCAGAUGCCGCCGCUCGAUCGACUUAGUGCGCGAUCACUCGAGAUCGACGCCAUCAAUGUGGACGAUGCGUGGGAGGUUGCAGACGAAAUGCACCACGGCCCCACCAGCACAGCCCCGCCCUAUAUCCAGAACUGUGCCGCCUACCACGUCGACCCCGACAGCGCCGACCAGCUAGGCGCGACAUGCCGACGCCUCACCAGCACGCUCGAGACGUACUACUACACCGCGUACCACAUUCCACUGGAAGACCGCCACCACUUCCUCGGGCGCGGGCAGGCGUGCGAAUUCAAGACGCAGCAGACACGGGAGUCCGACCACCACCAGAGAUGCGCAUCCGACAGGUCCGACUGGUGGGGCCGUGCGGAGAACAUCUUCAGCACGCUGGUCAAGCUUC
This is a messenger RNA of Prorocentrum cordatum, 1933 nucleotides long. The record is from the annotation of a GenBank genome assembly. Lineage: Eukaryota; Dinophyceae; Prorocentrales; Prorocentraceae.